AUGUCACGACCGAGUCUCUUCACUUUCCUCGUCUUUUAUGGCCUCUUCCUCCAACGCCCUCUCUACGGAGAGGUCAAACUGGACAUCCUUCUCACCGAAGGAAUCUGCGGACCCACUUUGGAACUCUUCGACUAUCCCUUCAUUCUCGUCUUCCCUGUCGAAGCCCUUGAAAGUUUGGAGGGCUGGCACCAACCUGGUGCCCCACCAGCUGUGCAACUAUCAGCCGACUUCUUCAGCAUUCCAGGCUGCACUCUGAGACAAGACGGAUGA
Molecule: messenger RNA, 270 nt
Organism: Dibothriocephalus latus
Lineage: Eukaryota; Metazoa; Platyhelminthes; Cestoda; Diphyllobothriidea; Diphyllobothriidae
Source: the annotation of a GenBank genome assembly